GAUAAGAAUUUUUUUAACAAAACAAACCCAAAUCUUGAGCGAUUUUAAUUUCUCUACUUUGUUUCUUAUUAAACUUGCAAAAAGAAAAAGAAAAAAAAACACGUCCAACCUAAGGCCGAAAGAGUGAACCCUCCGCCGGAGCUCAGAUCACGAUCACCGUCACGAGGAAAGAGGGAGUGACUGUGAGAAAGAGAGGCGAAGAUGGUAGCAGGAGAAGUAAAGAGGUCUGAGAUGAUGCAGAAUCUCUUCGGAGAUAAUUCCGAGGAAGAAGAGAUCGAUUCCGAACACGAGUCCAAUCCUCACCCCAACUAUCCUUCCGAUGAGGCUGAGGGCGGGGUGGAGCCUGAAGAAGAAGGCGAAGUUGAGGUUGAGGUUCACGGAGAGGCUGAAGCUGAAGCCGAAUCUGAUGGGGAGGAACAGGGCGAUGUAGAACCUGAUCCUGGAGAAAGUGAGGGUGAGAGGGAGCAAAGUUCACAGGAGGGUGAUGUUGCUGAUCCACGGGAGGAAAGCGAAGAAGAAGAAGAAGAAGACGAAGACGGAGAUGAGGAAAGAGUAGCCACGAACAGGAGACAAGAUGUUGUUGAGAGUGGAUCAGAGAGGUCUGGCGAAAAGCAUUACGAGUCUGAAGAGGAAGAGGUUGAUCAGAAUAGGAGUCCAAGAUCACCUAGUGAGGAGAAGGAAGAGGCUCCAGUUGCACAGUCAGACGUGAAUAUCCGUAAUGUAUUUGGAUCUUCGGAUGAUGAAGAUGCAGAAGAAUAUGUUCGUAAUGACGUUGAGCCUGAUGAACCCAGAUCGCCAAUCGAAGAUGAAGAGGGCUCUGAGAAGGAUCUGAGACAGGACGAUACGGUGCUUGAUGAUGAUAUGCUCCCUGAAGAGGAUCCUCGAUACGAGUCAGAAGAUGAGCGUGUUGACCAUGUUGAAGCUAGGCAUAGGGAGAGGCCAGUUGGGCCCCCUUUGGAAGUGGAGGUUCCUUUUCGCCCUCCUCCAGGUGAUCCCAUAAAGAUGAACAUGAUAAAAGUUUCCAAUAUCAUGGGCAUUGAUCCAAAGCCAUUUGAUGCCAAGACUUUUGUUGAAGAAGAGACAUUUGAGACAGAUGAAUCUGGAGCCAAGACGCGUAUUCGUCUGGGAAAUAAUAUUGUUCGCCAUAGUUCUUCUAAUCCUUUAGUUCUUCUACUUGUUUCUUACUUCUUCUGCAGUCUGCUAAUGUGCCGUUAUGCUCAUAUGCAGAGUGAAAGUAAUGCUAGGUUUGUAAGGUGGUCAGAUGGAAGCUUACAGCUAUUGAUAGGAAACGAAGUUCUUGAUAUAACUGAACAAGAUGCACAACAAGACCAGAAUCACCUUUUAAUUAAACAUGAAAAGGGAAUCCUUCAAUCACAAGGAAGAAUUCUGAAGAAAAUGAGAUUUAUUCCAUCAUCUCUAACGUCAAACUCCCAUAGGCUUUUGACUGCCCUUGUUGAUUCGAGGCACAAGAAGUCCUACAAAGUUAAGAACUGUGUCACUGACAUUGACCCCGAGAGGGAGAAGGAGAAGAGAGAAAGGGCGGAAAGCCAAAACCUCAAGGCUAGUACAAAGCUGAGUCAAGCGAGGGAGAAAAUCAAGCGCAAGUAUCCACUUCCUGCUGAGAGGAGACGACUUUCCACAGGGUACUUGGAAGAAGCUCUUGAAGAGGAUGAGGAGACAGACCACUACCGCUCAAACCGUGGCUACGAGGAGGAUCUCGAAGCAGAGGCGCUACGGGAACGGCGAAUUAUGAACGCCAAAAAGAGCCACAAAGGCUUUCCGGGGAGGUCUUCAGGGACUUCAGCGAGACCGUCAAGGCGUCGUCAAGACGAGUAUUCUGAGAGUGAGAGAGAGGAAUCAGAGUAUGAGACUGAAGAAGAAGAAGAAGAGGAGGAAAAGUCACCGCGCCGUAAAAGGGUCAAGGAACCAGUAGAUGAGUAUGAGGAAGAUGCAGAAGAAGAUGAGGAGGAGGAAGGAGGAAAGGCUAACAGAUAUUCAGAGGAAGACGAAGAAGAAGAAGCUGAGGGGGUAAGGGCAGAUAAGGGCCGUGGGAGUAGCCGGAAAAGGAAAGGGAUUGAGUCCGACGAGGAGGAGUCUCCGCCGAGAAAAGUUUCGACUCAUCGUCGUAUGGCCAUCGUUUAUGACAGUGACGAAGAUUAAAAAAUAGUUAUUAAAUCUUUCCCACACUCGCUUCCUCAACUUUGUUAUAAAUGUAGUCUGGAACUAGACUCGUUUUAAUUAAAUAUAAAGACAUCAAAUCAUGUGAUCGAAUUGUUCAUUUAUUAAAUUUACUAGCUAUAUAACUCGCACGUAAGCGAGUCUGUAUUAAUAUUUUAGUUUAUUUUUUAGCUACUAUCUUUAAGAUUAUUAAAAAUUAUAUAUAUUUAUA
Messenger RNA from Thlaspi arvense, 2389 nucleotides. The record is from the annotation of a GenBank genome assembly. Lineage: Eukaryota; Viridiplantae; Streptophyta; Magnoliopsida; Brassicales; Brassicaceae.